Plasmodium yoelii is the source of this 1035-nucleotide messenger RNA. RefSeq names its product protein SIS1, putative. Gene Ontology annotation, cellular component: cytosol. The transcript has 3 exons. Bases 1 to 1035 code for a protein of 344 amino acids. NCBI's taxonomy places the organism in Eukaryota, Apicomplexa, Aconoidasida, Haemosporida, Plasmodiidae. The record is from RefSeq and is a predicted model, not a curated record. Gene Ontology annotation, molecular function: protein-folding chaperone binding.
AUGGGAAAGGAUUACUAUUCCAUACUUGGCGUAAGCCGAGAUUGCACAACAAAUGAUUUGAAAAAGGCUUAUCGGAAAAUGGCCAUGAUGUGGCACCCUGAUAAACACAAAGAUGUGAAAUCUAAAAAAGAAGCCGAAGAAAAAUUUAAAAACAUUGCUGAAGCAUAUGAUGUUUUAUCGGAUGAAGAAAAAAGAAAAAUAUAUGAUACAUAUGGAGAAGAGGGUUUAAAAGGUUCAAUACCAACAGGAGCUAACACUUAUGUAUAUAGUGGCGUUGACCCCUCUGAAUUAUUUAGUCGUAUUUUUGGGUCGGAUGGUCAUUUUUCAUUUUCUUCAGCUUUUGAUGAUGAUUUUUCUCCUUUUUCGACUUUUGUUAAUAUGACAUCUCGAAAACCUAGACCUUCUGCAAAUACAAGCGCAAAUCACAAUAACUAUAACGCUAACAAUUAUAACGCUAACAAUUAUAAUGCCAAUAACUAUAAUGCCAAACCCGCCACAUACGAAGUUCCUUUACCUCUUUCUUUGGAGGAACUAUAUAAAGGAUGCAAAAAAAAAUUAAAAAUAACUCGAAAACGAUUUAUGGGAACAAAAAGUUAUGAAGAUGAUAAUUUUGUAACAAUAGAUGUAAAAGCGGGAUGGAAAGAUGGAACAAAAAUAACAUUUUAUGGUGAAGGAGAUCAAAUAUCACCGAUGUCUCAACCUGGUGAUUUGGUUUUUAAGGUUCAAACAAAACCUCAUGAUAGAUUUACAAGAGAUUCAAAUAAUUUAAUUUAUAAAUGCCCAGUACCUCUUGACAAAGCAUUAACUGGAUUCCAGUUUGUUGUAAAAUCUUUAGAUAAUCGAGAUAUUAAUGUUAGAAUCGAUGAAAUAGUAUAUCCAAAAUUUAGAAAAAUUGUAGCUAAUGAGGGUAUGCCUUCUUCUAAAACCCCUAAUAUGAAGGGAGAUCUAAUUGUUGAAUUUGAUAUUAUUUUUCCUAAAAAUUUAACUAGCGAAAAAAAAAGAAUAAUACGAGAAGCUUUGGCUAAUACCUUUUAA